Molecule: messenger RNA, 1810 nt
Organism: Tripterygium wilfordii
Lineage: Eukaryota; Viridiplantae; Streptophyta; Magnoliopsida; Celastrales; Celastraceae
Product: transcription factor TCP20-like
Exons: 6
Coding region: 1-1581 (526 amino acids)
Cellular component (GO): nucleus
Molecular function (GO): sequence-specific DNA binding; DNA-binding transcription factor activity
Source: RefSeq, a predicted model, not a curated record
AUGGAUACAAUGAAGACACAAAAGCUUAAACCCAUGAAGAGCCAAUCUCUGUGCAAUCACAUUCUUGUUCAUUCUGUGAUUGCAUUGGCAUGUAGUACUUUUCUACUUUGCUUCUUCCCAUCUCAAAGUGACUUCAUUAAGCACUUUUUGUUCACCACACUCCCUUGUUCUUGGUAUUCAUUUGUUAACCCUACGUGCUUGUUCAUAGUGGUGAAUGUGAUUGUUGGGUUGCUAAUUGCUGGAGAAUCAAAGUCGUCGUCGUCAUCAUCUUCUUCUGGUUCUGUUGGUUGUGAUCGGAUUUAUGAGGAGUAUGUUAAGAGGAAGAUGGAAUUGAAUUUGAUCAAAGAGAAAGGUGUGGUUGUGGUUGAUAAGCCACAAGUUGAAGAAAGAAAUACUAAUGUAAAUGCUGAAGAUGUAGAAGUUGACAACAUCCUGUUCUUGAGAAGCAAACUGUCCUUUCUUAUAGAAACCAUAAAAGUUGGAAAUAAUAGUAAAUUUACUUGCUAUCUUCAGACAUUCUUGAUAGCACAUGAAGCAAAAUUAGGUGAAGAAAUGGGUUUCAUGUUUUGUGGAGUUAAUUCUCCUCUUGUGGACUUCGACCUCGUUCAUCUCGCAUUGAUUUCGACCAGGUCUUACAUGUCGUCAAUGUGGAACGAACUGGGUAGGGAGAAAGAGAAGGGGAAGUGUGUCAUCUUAUUCAAUCAAGGAAGCUGGCAGGACCCAUUUUUCUCCAGUUCACAUGGGGAUCCAAGGCCCCCUAAAAAUCACCAACUUCAAGAGGUGCCCACCUUCUUGAAAUCUCCAAAAGCUAACAUGGCAGAGAACAACAACAAGAAUAAGGAUUCAGGGAUCAGAGAGUUCAAAGCUCUGAUUGCAAACAACACUGAAAAGAAGCAGUUACCACCAAAGAGAAGUUCAAACAAGGACAGGCACAAGAAAGUGGAUGGUAGAGGAAGAAGAAUCAGGAUGCCAGCACUAUGUGCAGCCAAGAUUUUUCAAUUGACAAGGGAAUUGGGUCACAAGUCUGAUGGAGAAACAAUUCAAUGGCUUUUACAGCAAGCAGAGCCUUCAAUCAUUGCUGUAACUGGUACAGGAACAAUUCCUGCUUCAGCAAUGGCAAUUUCAGGGUCCUCUGUUUCUGAACAGGGGAACUCUGUUUCCUCUGUUUCUAUAGGUUUGCAUUCAAAGAUGGAAGGGAUUGUACCAGCCAGAGAUAGGUCUAAUUGGUCAAUGAUGGCGGGUAAUUUGGGUAGAUACCAUCUGGGAACUGGGUUUGGAUCAGGUUCACAGACGACGAAUUUCGGGAACGAAAACUCGAAUAUAAUGUCAAAAUUAGGGUUGCAAAGUGUUGAAAUCCCAAAUAUGAAUAUGGGUUUGAUGGGUUUUUAUUCAAUGUUUAAUGGUCAAGUUCCAGGCUUGGAGCUAGGGCUUUCACAGGAUGGUCAAGCUGGGGGACUCAAUUCUCCUGCUUUUGGACACUUCUAUCAGCAGAUGGUGCAGAGCAGAGGUGGAUCUGGCUCUGCAGAUCAUGAGCAGCAAUCUCCUCCUGAUAAAGAUGAUUCACAAGGAUCAAGACAGUAGAUCAACUUAUCGUAGACCCAGAAACAAGUGAUAUGCCAUAAUCUGUCAUUGUUAGACAAGUAAUUUUGAGUCUUCAGUGACAUCUGAGUAUUGAAUGGUUGAUCUAUCUUUUUCUUGAAGUGUCUCAGAUAUUUUGCAACUUUUGUUACAAAUACCACUCUUUAUUGUUUGUGUAUUUGCAAGUUUGUAUAAUAUAGAAAGCAAUGUUUUUAAGAUUGGGUUUGGUUUC